This is a messenger RNA of Symbiodinium natans, 426 nucleotides long. The record is from the annotation of a GenBank genome assembly. NCBI's taxonomy places the organism in Eukaryota, Dinophyceae, Suessiales, Symbiodiniaceae.
AUGUCAUUCUGCAACAAUGCUGAUUGCCACAAGGCAAGGCACUUCUCGUCGACACACCUGAAUUCGCCAAACCCGGCUCCCUCGACAUUUUUGCGUUUCUGGAGGCCACGGUCGCGGCUUGGGUUUCUCGAUGCCCUUUAUUGUGCCUGCUUGCAGACCAUAUCCCAGAUGCUGGCGAUAUGCCUAUGUGCCCCCCGCCCCGCUUGCUGCAACCUGUUCCGCGGUCAAGGAACCACCAAAACAUGCCAGAGCCGUCCUGUGUCUUUCGCUAACGAUGUUCUGGGCAGAUAUUGUAGGUGCGAAGGUUCCCGCGAGUCCGUCUUCAACAAAAACCGACAGCUCCCGAAUCUGAAGAAGGGCAGCGUGUGCCCCUGCAGCCAGCUGGUCAACGACAUUCGGCAGGACAUGACUGAUCAAGCGUUUUGA